GGAAGUACGGCAACAGUGUGCGUCGGCGGAUCAUCAACCCUCGUGACCUUGUGUGAUUCAACUUGACGUCGAGACGAGAUUGCAGACUUGGCCGUCGCGAAUCGGUUGCGAAUCCGAUUUCACCUGUCGUCGUACCUACGUGCGGAGUGCGCGCUCCGGCUUUCCACCGCAGUUUAUUAUGUGAAUUAAACAAUGCCGGACGUGAAUUCGCCUCUGUGGCUGAAGGACUUCGCUGGGAGUUCGGUCGAGUUGCACUGUCUCAUGCCAAAUGGCAUGUACAUCAGACUGCAAGCGAACAGAUAUUUGACGCUCCACGAAAUCAAAGAUGAACUCUUCGACGAAGCCAGCAAACAACCCUUCUAUUGGGCUUUGCAGGACAAGUCCAUGUACUACAUCGAGAUCAUCAACGGCAAUUCCCAGCGGGAGGUCAGCUUUGACGAAUCCCGCACACUUCUAGAUGCGAAUCCGUUCUUUUGCAUUCUCAAUUUGCUCGAGAGGAAAAAGGAAAAGCCCGACGAGCAGAUCCAGAGCAGCAUUAAGAAGAUUAUUGGAAAAUCCAACUUGCACGAUUUGAAGAGCUCUGAAGUAACUGAUUUCCGGUGGAAGAUGAAAAACUUUGUGGAAGACGUGAUUCGUGAAAGGGAAUCCAAAUCGUGGCUAGAGAAAAUGCUCUGCAAAUUUCCACCGAGACUGUCUUUGGGGACAAAACUGCCCAACACAAUCAAAGGAGACGCCUUUGAUAUUUCUGUAAAAUUUAACGGAUCGAAUGAAUGGUCCUACAAAUUCCGCAUUGGAUUCAACGUCAAUGCUGCCGAGCUACUGAAACUGGCCUUGACGAAGAAAGCAACCAACACAAAUACGAAAACAGAAGAUCCCAAUAAUUAUCUUCUUAAAGUUUGCGGACAGCAAGAGUUUUUCCUUGGCGAUCAUGCGCUGGUUUAUUUCACACACAUUCAGGAAGCCUUGGCCAGAGAAACAUCUCCGAUUGUCAUUGUGGUACCAUUGAGCUACUUGGAUACAUCAAAUGGAAUGAUUGACAUGCUGCAGGACGAUAUGGCACGAAUCGACCUAAAGCCACCAAGACCAGGUUCGGCAUCUGCUUCGACUAUGACUUUGCGCAAAAGAGGCAAAUACAUGUCUGCGUGGGACGUUAAAGGCAAAUUCUCCAUUUAUAUCAAGUCCAUCAGCAAGUUGAACUGCGAGAGGGACUCCGUAGUGGGGGUGCGAGUUGGUAUUUUUCACGGAGGGAAGCCAAUGUGCGAUCAGAAAAGUACACCUGAAAAAAUGGUUAACGUCGAGGAGGAUGUUUGCACUUGUCAGUGGGAAGAAGAACCUUUGGAGUUUGACAUCACAGUGGCUGAUAUUCCACGGAUGGCUCGGCUCUGCUUUGUUGUUUACGAAAGAAGUCGGAAUGCAAAGCGGAAGAGCGCUCUCAACCCCUUGGCUUGGGUGAACACGACUGUCUACGACUUCAAGGGCCAGUUGCAGCAGGGCGCCAACACUUUGUACAUGUGGCACGACGAUGUCCAGGUCGACAGCAAUGACUUUUUGAGGCCAUUAGGCACAGUUGUGGGAAAUCCCUUGACGUCGGAAUGCACCUCUCUCUCAAUUGCGUUCCCUCAAAUCGAGAUGGACAAAGUCAUUCUUUAUCCAUCGAUGGAAACAAUCAUGAAAUAUGCGGAGCCAGCGUUGAAGGACUCGCCUGAGCUGGCCGCCUUAAACCAAAGCCACAGGAACAGCCUUGAGACUUUACGAGCCAACUUUGAAAGAGAUCCAAGGACAGAAUUGCACGACCAAGACAAGAAGUCUCUUUGGAGGUUGCGGCACACGUGCAUGCAAGAGUUUCCAGACAUGCUCCCAAAACUGCUGGAGUGCCUCGAGUGGAAUGACCGCCAGCAAGUUGCCGACGCCAUUUCUCUGGUGAGGCAGUGGCCGAUUCUCCCAGCAGACAAGGCACUGGAGCUCCUCGACUAUGCCUACGCAGAUCAGACGGUCAGAAGUUUUGCUGUCGAAUGCAUAGCAAAAGUCUCGGACGAAGAACUAUCUCUGUAUCAGCUGCAAUUGGUUCAAGCACUCAAACACGAGUCGUACCUCUACUGUGAUUUAGCAAUGCUUCUUGUGAGGAAGGCAAUCCUUAAUAAAAGGAUCGGUCAUUUCUUCUUCUGGCAUUUGAAGUCGGAAAUGGAAGUGCCAAACAUCAGCGUUCGCUUUGGUUUAAUCCUAGAAUCUUAUUGUCUUGGAAGCCUGAAGCUCGUUCCAGUUUUUCUAAAGCAACUUGACUGGCUAAUGAAAUUACAGUAUUUGGAGGAAAAUGUUAGGUUAAAGCCAAAUAAAGAAAAACAAAGGGCUGCGCUGCAUGAAAUCUUACAAGAGAACCAUGCGAAGGAGGCUUUCAACAACAUUGUGUCUCCGCUUGACCCGACAUUCCACUGCAAGAAAGUCAUUGUUGAUAAAUGCAGAGUUAUGGAUAGCAAGAUGAAGCCUCUCUGGAUUGUAUUUCAAAAUGCUGACAUUCACGGAAAUGACAUCUACAUUAUUUACAAAAAUGGUGACGACUUACGCCAGGACAUGCUCACUCUUCAGAUGCUACGGAUCAUGGAUCAGUUGUGGAAAAGAGAAGGACUAGACUUUCGGAUGAUCCCUUACAACUGCAUUUCCACUGAGAGUAGAGUUGGACUGAUUGAGGUAGUUUUAAAUGCAGAGACCAUCGCAAACAUACAGAAAGAGAAGGGAAUGUUCAGUGCAACAUCAGCGUUUAGAAAAGGCUCUUUACUAGCUUGGCUCAAAGACCACAACAACACCGAAGGCCAGCUAAAUAAAGCAAUAGAGGAAUUCACUUGGUCAUGUGCUGGUUAUUGUGUGGCCACAUUUGUGCUCGGAAUUGCUGACAGACACUCGGACAACAUCAUGGUCAAGAAGACUGGACAACUCUUUCACAUUGACUUUGGUCACAUUUUGGGCCACUUUAAGGAAAAGUUUGGCUUCCGAAGAGAACGGGUGCCCUUUGUAUUAACCCAUGACUUUGUUCACGUUAUCAACAAAGGCCAGGCAAAGGACAAAGCCACAGAAUUUCUGCACUUCCGAAGUCUCUGCGAGAAGGCCUUCAUGAUUUUAAGAAAACAAGGGUGCUUGAUAUUGUCCCUGUUUGCAAUGAUGAUAUCAACAGGGUUGCCAGAGCUCAGUUCUGAGAAGGACUUGAUGUAUCUUCAGGAAACUCUGGCUCUGCAAAAGACUGAGGAAGAGGCGUUGGAGCAUUUUCGUUCCAAGUUCGAUGAAGCGCUUUCCAACUCGUGGAAAACAUCUCUGAACUGGGCAUCACAUAAUUUUGCGAAAAACAACAAACAAUAACUACAAUAAGCAAAAAGCGUAACAACACUGCUGGCAGUGUCAUUAAUGAAAUGUUUAAACCAACAAGAGACUGCAUUUUAAGUGCGAUUAAAUUGUAAUUAGCAAAAUUGUUCAUAUCACAUUGUGCUCAAAUUAGUUUUAAGAACUGCGUUUUACUUCUUCUACAAUGAGUGUAUCUGUUUUUCCUUUCAGUGGUAUUUACUAUUGCCAAUCAAGUUGUUACAUUUGAUCUCAAAGUUUAUUUAACUAUUUAUUUCAGACAAUAGUGGUUUAUUCACAAUAUCAAUUAUUUAUUGAACAUGGAGCGUUUGUUGAACAGCAUAAUACUUCAAUAAUUGAACAGCAAAACCAAGAUCUCUGUUUGUCAUCAGUUAGCAGGAGCGUUGUAUGACCUGAUAAUCGGAAUACUAUAUAAAUGUCAACCUAACUCAAUAUUAAACUAAUUCAAAAUAUAAUAAAUUAAAAGCUUUGUCGCA
Messenger RNA from Neocloeon triangulifer, 3824 nucleotides. RefSeq names its product phosphatidylinositol 4,5-bisphosphate 3-kinase catalytic subunit beta isoform (gene Pi3K92E). The record is from RefSeq and is a predicted model, not a curated record. Bases 193 to 3348 code for a protein of 1051 amino acids. Gene Ontology annotation, biological process: cell migration; phosphatidylinositol 3-kinase/protein kinase B signal transduction; phosphatidylinositol-mediated signaling. The transcript has 16 exons. Gene Ontology annotation, molecular function: 1-phosphatidylinositol-3-kinase activity; 1-phosphatidylinositol-4-phosphate 3-kinase activity. Lineage: Eukaryota; Metazoa; Arthropoda; Insecta; Ephemeroptera; Baetidae. Gene Ontology annotation, cellular component: plasma membrane; phosphatidylinositol 3-kinase complex; cytoplasm.